AUGCGGAAGCCGUCGUCGUCACUCGUCACUGCCCAUCUUGCCAGUCUGUCACCCAGCGGACGGGAAUAUCUCGAGUCCGCUUUGCCGAUAGGGCCCGAAGCCGGCGACGGUACCACUGAUCAGUCAGCCAUCAAGCAGAUGACUGGAGACUCUGCCCGUCUGCCCCCUUCCCCUUCCAUACAUCCCAAGCCCUUCCAAGCCCUUUCGUCGUGUCAAACCCUUGAUUUCCCUUACCAUAUCUUAGGUAAGAGUGCCCACGACAAGAGGAAUGAAAGGCGCGAUUCCCAUGCCGUAACUCUGAUAAACGGUAGCCAUGAUACGGAGUACCAUUCACUUAACUCGAAAUACGAGACCGUUCGCUCCCCCUGUCAAUAUCUCAAGCUGGCCCUCACAUCGUCCCCCGGAUCCCCCAUCCGAGCCCUCGUUUCCUCCACUGCCGCACGCAACCCAUACAUUUCAAUUAACGGCCCUGGAAGAAGGGAAGACCAGCGCAUUGAGCGCGAACGGUCGUCGAAACGAAGCCCACCACCCAAAAAGUUCGGUUACGGAGGCGACCUACCCAACAAUAGCAGGGAUUCCCACGUCUUGUCACCGUUCCAGGGGGUAUGCCGUCCAAGUUUCCAACGGCAGCAAACUACUCAAGGGGAACUCUAUCACUCUCCGUACCUGAUCAACACAGUUCCAACAAGGCCAGAAAAACUCCAUCACUGGCAGACCUUAAUCUUACCAGCUAAAUCACCCAAAACCGUGAUGUACCUUCCCUCCCCAGUGACUGCUAGCUCUCAAUCACCUGCGGAAAACGCUGGAGCUCUGCCUUUGCAAGGGGGAGCCCUAGAAAAGCUUCGAGAAACCAUGGAGGCGCACUAUAAGACGAACAAGAAGCGUUCGCGCAAAAGAGCCAGUCCAGUAUUGACAUGGCUUAACGGCCAGACUGUGACUGUGAUGACAUUUAAGGAAAAUGAAGCUCAGCUCGAUGCUCUGAAAUAUUCUUCUUCGAGCCAGAGCCCCAAAACAGACGUACACUUCACCUUGCUGAGCGGGCCGUUCUUGGUGACCACAUCCAUGACCACCCCUCAAAUCCUUGAGACGUCUUAUUGUACAAGAAAGAUCGACCAUAACCACGAAGAUGAUCGCAUUGCUUUUGAGACCCAUUCUACGCCAGAAUCCACCAAUAUCGCAAGAGAACAGAGGGGGUAUCGAAAAGCUCCGGGGAAGGACGGCAUUAAGGGUAUGUCGUUCAUGGAAUUGCCAGGUCACCGCCUGGGGAUGGUUGGAAAUUGGAAAAGCUGUAAGUCAGUGGGAAUAACAAUUCUGGAAACCUACCUCGAGGGCUAUAUGGUCGCUCCGAUUGCGAUGCCCUACUUGCCGGGUGUAUCAUCCAUGUUUUUUUUAAAUGUUGGCGAUCAUGGAAUCAAGCUGUUUUGUGGCCUAGUCGCCGGACUGGUCUACGGCGGGAAGGGGAAGCCCCGUGGACCUAGAUCCGGUCGCGUUGAGUGA
Molecule: messenger RNA, 1497 nt
Organism: Colletotrichum lupini
Lineage: Eukaryota; Fungi; Ascomycota; Sordariomycetes; Glomerellales; Glomerellaceae
Exons: 10
Coding region: 1-1497 (498 amino acids)
Source: RefSeq, a predicted model, not a curated record